AUGUUUACACAAUUCUUCGGACGUUUAUGGGAGAACGCCCAUUCCAAGGACACGAACGAAACACCAGUUCUGUCAUCUGGAACGGAACACGGUCUACUGGAACCACAAGCCUGCAAUAUUCUUCUUGCCAGAGUAAAAGCAAAAUAUCUUGGUUUAUUGUACACAAAAUACUGUCUGCAAAAAAACAUUUAUCAGCAGCACUCUCAAAUUUCAUGGUUUUAG
Molecule: messenger RNA, 222 nt
Organism: Gryllus bimaculatus (two-spotted cricket)
Lineage: Eukaryota; Metazoa; Arthropoda; Insecta; Orthoptera; Gryllidae
Source: the annotation of a GenBank genome assembly